AUGUCGGAUUUAUCUGCACAGUUAUCAGCAUUCAAGAAUAAGAUCAAGAGUGGACCAUCAGUAACGGUGGCAAGGAAACCAGUACUUGUCAAACCUACAUCCCCCUUAAUAACCAGCCCUUUACGUAAUUCAACUGAUGCAAAUGGUAAUACUACAACAACCAAUAAUAAUAAAAGACUGGCUACCGGUAGUAGUAAUAGCAUGGCAGAGGUUUUAAAACGACAGAAAUCUUCUUCUGCUGCUAUGGACGGAAUGUCCGGUUCGCAUUUAUCAACUCAAUUACAUUUAGCAGUUGAAUAUAUUAAAGAACAUGAUACACCUGUACCUGUUUCAAAAUUACAAAAUUAUUUAUCAUUUGAUAUAACGCAUACAUUAUUACCAUUAUUAAGAGAAAUCGAUAGGAUUAAAUAUGAUCCGGUAAAUGCUACUUUAGAAUAUGUUUCAUUACAUAAUAUUCGAAGUGGAGAAGAUUUAUUGGAUUUCCUUAGAAGACAAGCUACUUUCAAAGGCAUAUCGGUCAAGGAUUUAAAAGAUGGUUGGGCUGGUUGUUUACAAGCAAUCAAUGAAUUAGAAGCAGAGAAUAAAAUAUUGGUAUUACGGAAUAAAAAAGAAAAUGCCCCACGAUUAGUUUGGGCAAAUGCUGGUGGAGAAUUAGGGACAAUAGAAGAUGAAUUUAAAGAAAUGUGGAUAAAUACCAAACUUCCAGAACCGGAUAAUUUAUAUCAAGCAUUAUUGGAUCAAGGUUUGAAACCUACUGGUGCUGAUCCUGCUUUGAUUAAAAAGAAGCCUCAACAACAGGACAAGAAACAAAAGAAGGCAAGAAGAGGAAGAAUUACGAAUGUUCAUAUGAAGGGUGUCUUAAAAGAUUACUCUCAAUUGGUUUAA
Molecule: messenger RNA, 885 nt
Organism: Hemisphaericaspora subhashii
Lineage: Eukaryota; Fungi; Ascomycota; Pichiomycetes; Serinales; Debaryomycetaceae
Product: transcription factor TFIIE subunit
Exons: 1
Coding region: 1-885 (294 amino acids)
Biological process (GO): transcription initiation at RNA polymerase II promoter
Cellular component (GO): transcription factor TFIIE complex
Source: RefSeq, a predicted model, not a curated record